AUGCCACCCUCUCAUCAACGACAUCGUCGAUCCCCUUUCAAACGCACUUCAUUCCGUCGUACCUCGUCGGGUUCGAGUUCUCUGAGGUCGUUUUCGGAGGUCCAGUCUCGUUCUGAUACUCACGUUCAGGCUUCGUUCGCAAACCCCGAGAUAUCGGGAUGGGAGAAAGAUGAUGUGGUGAUUCGAAAUGGGGAGACGGAUACAUGUUCUGUUAGUUUUCGGCCUGCGGUUACGGUGACGCUUUGUCGAGAUGAGGUGGCGGUGGUGAGGAAGGUGGAUGGAGGGAUUUCUCAGUCGCGAAAUCGAUCUCAUGUACUUCGGUGUGAAAAUGAAGGAGGGGUGGAGGGGAGAGAUAUAAGUUUAUCUGCAAGUAGUAUGUAUUCUAUCAAUACGCUUGGAUAUGCCACUGCGGAACCUGGUAAAGAUGUAGAUAAUGGUUCGUACAUGUCUUGUUCAUCUAUCCCAACGGUUCCGGAACUUUCGCUUGAGAUGUCCACAUCGACUCCGACUUUGAGAUCUGAGGUUUCUGCUUUGGGUUUGAAUGCUGUGGGGAAAAGCGGUGGGGGAGUGGGGAUAUCGAUGGUGUAUUCACGAAUGGAGAGGUGGAAAAGUUUUGGGAAGGCGAGGGGAUUUCUGGGGGGUCGGAGGGUGGGGGAUGAGGGUGGAGAGGGAGAGGAAGGGCAAGGGGAAAGGGGAGGGGGAAAUGAAUCAAGAAAUGAGAAUGAGAAUGGGAAUGGGAAAGAAAAACGCGAGAAGAAAAUAAGACCUUUUCUAAGGAAAUACUGUCUUCAUCCUUUUAGUAUGAGGAGUAGUUUUCGCUUGGUAGGGUGGAUUGAGGAUCCGAUUGGUAGUUGUGUGGGUCACGACACAGCCUACGGAACGGGUUAUGCGACGGGAUAUGGAGAGGUAAGAACGGGGUAUGCAUAUGGAGGGGGAAUAGGAGAUGCGAGGUUAUGGGAUGAAGCGAGACGGAGUGGAUGGGAGGGGGGAUUGUAUUGAGGAAAGAAGAAAAGAAAUGAACAGGCUCGUAAUGAUAGUGCGGAAAAUGAUGAGCGGAAGGAUAGGAGUGGCUCUAUGUAUCUGUCUAUUGCUGGACUAGGUUCAUAAGUGGUCUGCUUGUAUAUGUUUGUUCAUCUGGAUUUUGUUGGUGAAUGACUGAUACAUCUUUUUUCUUCUUGAUUCUUGAUUAUUUCUCUUCGUCAACUGUUUUGGUAUCUCUCCUCCUGAUUGCGUUUAUUGCUUACGAUAUACCUUUCAUGACUUCCCCUCUACUUCCCCUGCUUCUCCUCCUCAUGUAGUCCCAUUUCCAACCUCU
Molecule: messenger RNA, 1315 nt
Organism: Botrytis deweyae
Lineage: Eukaryota; Fungi; Ascomycota; Leotiomycetes; Helotiales; Sclerotiniaceae
Exons: 2
Coding region: 1-999 (332 amino acids)
Source: RefSeq, a predicted model, not a curated record